Messenger RNA from Cryptococcus deneoformans JEC21, 3376 nucleotides. RefSeq lists its product as hypothetical. Gene Ontology annotation, biological process: positive regulation of ribosomal protein gene transcription by RNA polymerase II. Gene Ontology annotation, molecular function: RNA polymerase II cis-regulatory region sequence-specific DNA binding; DNA-binding transcription factor activity, RNA polymerase II-specific. The record is from RefSeq and is a predicted model, not a curated record. The transcript is spliced from 6 exons. Bases 22 to 3126 code for a protein of 1034 amino acids. Lineage: Eukaryota; Fungi; Basidiomycota; Tremellomycetes; Tremellales; Cryptococcaceae.
UCAGUCCUUAAUAUACCGUCCAUGUCGUCCAACAAACGCCAACUCGAAGAGAACAACCACAACACCACAACAGCCUCAUCAUCAUCGCCUUCCUUCCCUGGCGGCGAAGCAGCGAUCCAAACCGCGCACGUUAGCAUCGGAGCACUCACUCAUCAAGGGAGAAAGGAUAAAACUAAAGCAGCGUACGAGCCCAGACAGAGAGAGUACAUUCGUUGGGCGCAAUGGGUCAAGCUUCCUGAUGGCGAGAAGGCAACUCCUGCCGGUUGCGCUGCGUUCCUCUGGUAUCGAAUCGUUACAGCCGCUAAAGGCGAACUAGGCAUGAAAGGCCUCGAACGAGCAAUAAACGAGUCACUCAGAGAAGCAAGAGAAGCGUCAUUAGAAGUUGAUAAUGUAUCGGAUGCUGAACGACAUAACUCACGUGGAAAAAAGCGGAAAGCUACAUCGGCAAACAGCUCGGCAUCGGCGAAGCAGAGGAACAAGAGGACGUCUACCGAAGAAAAUGCAGUGGUCGAUGCGGAGCAAGGCAGGGAUGAGGAUGAGCGCUCGGAUGCAGACGCACAUGAUGACGAGAACGAAGAGAGAGUCGAACACGAGGACACCGGAGAGGCCGAAGAAGCUUGCGACAGUUUCCAUAUUGUCGAGGAAAACUAUCCCUCCAAACAUGGGGGAAGCGUCUCAGUGCGCGAAUCUACACGAGGAAUACAACGACCUUCCUUGGCUGAGUGUACAGCCAAAUUAACGAAGAAGGAAAUUGAAGCCCUGAACGAUUCGUUCAAGCUUGCUCAUCCUUCGAUUCAAGACAAUCAGCUCGGCGAAAUGGCCAUGAGAGCUGUUUAUACCAGUAGCGCCAGCUGUUCCACAGUCAAAAUCUACAUCAACGCACUUAUUGCCCUGUGGAGAUUGCAAGAUGGCAAAGAUGAAGCCGACAAUCCGCUGCGAGCAUGCAAGCCAAUACUGGACGCUUUCAGAAAGCUAAAAUUCAAAAAGGCGCGUGAUGAAUAUGUCGAUAAGGGUAUUGAUCUGUACUACAACUCAUAUGUAACAAUUGAAAAUCUUCAGCAGCUCGCACAUCAUUAUCUCAGCAGAAACAGUUUCGAAGGUAUCAGAGACGGGUGCGCGCAGUUCAUGGGCAUUGCUGGCUUGUUUCGCAGUGAUGAGCAGCUUUCGCUCCAGCUAUCUGAUCUGUACUCUCGGACAUUUCAUAAGCAAGGUCCGACACCAUGUGAAGCGCUGGUUGUCUCAGUGCGGCAAGGGAAAACAAAUACCCAUGGAAAGGCAGAAGAUGCUACCAUGAUGAGAAACGCAGAUCCUUUACUUUGCCCUCUUGCGUGGUUGAACUUGUUCUUUUUUUGUCGCUUCCAUCAUAAACCCGCAGUCUACCCCGACACAAAUCCUCCGACCAGCUUCCCUUCCCUUCAACGGAGGGAGCAUUGGUAUGAUCUACCUUUGCUUUCCUAUGCCUCCGAUCCAACUAAAGCCAUCGGAUAUGGAACUCAACGGGAAGCGGUAAAGGCAGCAAUUGAUUUUGCCGGGAUCAAAACCACCAAGGUCACUCACAUUUCUCGAAGAACUGGGGCUCAGCUGGCUGAGAUUAAUGGUGCCGAUGAGGAUGCUAUCAAGAGAGCCGGUCGCUGGUCUAGUGGCGUUGUUGAGUCUUCCUACUUGACGAAGUUCCCAAUGGCAGCCAUCCGAGCUAUUGCUGGUUGGAAUCCCCAGGGGGGAGACUUCUACUUAGCCAGGUAUGUUGAAGUACCAGAAUCGCUUCAAAAGAAGCUGUAUCCAUGGGUCGAUCAAUGGAUUGAAGAGCUGGAAAAGAGACCUGUCAAUCUCAAGAGUCGGGGUCCUAGCCACAAUUUGAAAGACGAAGAUCAGAGUGAUAUGGCCGGUCUUGCAUUCUGUUAUAUGAUGCGGACCCUCCGUAAGCUUUUUUGGCAAGAUAUCGUCUAUUAUCGUGCGGCCUUCCCUAAAUUAUUUCUUUGGAAUGAUGUUAUCUUCGAAGGGCAAGAUUUCUUGGAAUUUGAGUCGCGGAGUCUUGUCUCCUCUCGCCCUGAGGUGGAAUUCGGACUGGAAGUCCAACGUAUUCUUCCAGUCCUUUGCGGCCAGCUGACAGGCGCACAUGCCGCUUUACGGCGUCUGUUUUUAGAGGCACUUACACGCCUCGACAGCUCGGCAGUAAAGCUGGAUACGCUGCUACGUCAAGUGUCGGAUCUGCAAGCAGUUAACAGCUGCAUUUUCGAACGGCUGAACAAGCCGGAUGUCCGUCGCCGCUAUCUUGCUGAUACAGCUUUUCCCGGGCAUACACCCAUGGCUCAACUGGUUGACCAUCUCCUUCAGCGCCCUGAUCACCUCGUCCGCCUCCUACAAGAGGAUGAUCUACGCGCUGCCAUACAGCAUCCGUCACAUCUCCUCGCCUUGCUGGAACAACUAUACCCUGGUGUCGUCCCUUCCCGUACAUCGCUGAGUCGGGGUCGUUCCACUACUACGCAAUGGCAACAAUUGGGUCUAGAUACGACUCCCACACACAUGGUUAACCCCACCUCUCCGCAUCCUCAUUUGCCCCCCCAGCUUACUCCUCACUUGUACUUCCAGCCCACUCCGCACAUGCCCACUCAGCCCAUGCGUCCCCAGCUAACUCCACACACGCCCCCUCAGCCCGUGGCCCAUCGGUUCACUUCUCACAUGCCUUCUCAGCCACCCUAUCAAGCACCUCCAAGUUCGUCAUUCGUUGCGAGCGCCCCUACUCACUUUCUCCCUGAUCCUUUUGCUACGUCGCCCUUUGCGUCAGCCCCUCGGUUGUCUUCCGUUCCCAGGUACAUUGAACCUUACAGAUAUAUCAAAGUCGAAAGGGUUGAUGCGCUCUGGAUACAAUACGAAAGGGGGCUGGGGGGAUAUAUGCCUGCUUUGCAGGCAUUUGAAAACAGGAAUGUGGUAAAGACGGGUGCAGACAUGAAAUGUUUCCAAAGGCGUCGCCCGAUCUACCGGGCUAUAGUUGACCUCAGCAAGAGGAUGAAUAUCCCUUGCUUGGAGGCAGCGAUCAAGCUUGAAGGUUAUCGAGUGUCGAGGAACUUACAUAUCCAUUCAUUCGCUCAACAUACAAGCAACGCUGUGGAGGAGCUUGCAACGUAGGGUUCAUGAGAGGAUGAUAGGCAAUAAGAAGGAUUGUGUUGAGCCACCAUGUCUGCUUGCCUCCUUUGUUUAUUUUGUGGUUACCUGUCCUCGUCGUUAUUUCUCCAUUAUUGAAUGGUGUCUUCCCGUUCUUUUUAUUGAUUGGUGUCUUCCUGGUUCUUGGGUUUCUGGUUGUUGUGUAACCAUUACUUGGUUCACAUGUAGCGAUAGUAGCAACGUCUUAAUCUUGUUGUAGAAAACAUGCAUUCCG